Molecule: messenger RNA, 2783 nt
Organism: Peromyscus eremicus (cactus mouse)
Lineage: Eukaryota; Metazoa; Chordata; Mammalia; Rodentia; Cricetidae
Product: zinc finger protein 431-like
Exons: 4
Coding region: 621-2783 (720 amino acids)
Biological process (GO): regulation of transcription by RNA polymerase II
Molecular function (GO): DNA-binding transcription factor activity; RNA polymerase II cis-regulatory region sequence-specific DNA binding
Source: RefSeq, a predicted model, not a curated record
UGGUGAUUUUCUAAGAAUAAUCUUUGGAAUCAUGAGAACACUCCGUAUUGGGUGAUUUCCCCUUUUCUGUUUCCCCUUGCUUAUGAAAAUAAAAGAGUGAGGUUACCAAGGCAAAAGCAGAAGCUGUAGCAGAAGCUACUGCAGAAGUCCCAAGUGACCUGUCAGCUUGCAUGAGCACUGUCUCUGAGUCGUUACUACACCUUCCAGGUAUCCCGUCCUUCAGACCCCUAAAACUGCUGAGGCUGGUCCCCGGCAGGCUCUGAAACUUAUAAAGUACUCCACCAAGAGUUAUCUUUGAGUUCUGGCCUUCCUACAAUAUGGGAAGAUAGUCUGCUCUCUGAUCCUACAGGUGAGGCAAUGGACCUCACCAUGACCGUUGCUGUACAUAUAAUGAAAACAACUUAGUGGAUGGUGUUUAUUGUCUCCCAGUAGGACACUGGAUUGAGGCCACUGGGCACACCAAUGAAAUGAAGCACACAACAGACUUCUAUUUUAAUAUUGCAGGCCACCAAGCCAUGCAUUAUUCAAGGAACUAAAUUCAGGCUUGGCUUUGAAGAGGAGCCGGUUUAAUUGGUUUUGUGUGCUGUGCAAGUUCUGCUGCAAGGAGCUGAGCAGAGAGCAUGGGCGAGCUGGGAAGCCAGGACAUGAAUGCAGUGACGUAUGCCGAUGUACAUGUCAACUUCGAUCGGGAAGAGUGGGCUUUGCUGGAUCCUUCCCAGAAGAAGCUAUACAAAGAUGUGAUGCUGGAGACCUACAGGAACCUGACUGCUAUAGGCUACAGUUGGGAACAUCAGAAUACUGAAAAUCAUUUUCAGAGUUCUAGAAGAUGUGGUAGGCAUGAAAGAAAUCAUACUGGAGAGAAACUCUCUGAAAAUACUGAAUGUGUUAAGACCUUAGCAUAUCACAGUCAUCUACAAAUACAUGAAAGUACCUAUACUGAAGAGAAACCCUAUGCAUGUAAUCCAUGUGAUAAAGCCUUUGCAUAUUACAGUACUCUCCAAAGUCAUAAAAGAACACAUACUGGAGACAAAACUUACAAAUUUAAUCAAUGUGGCAAAAUCUUUGCCCAUCAGAACAGUCUUCAAAGAACAUAUGCUGGAGAGAAACCUAAUGAAUGUAGUCAGUGUGGUAAAGCCUUUGAAUGUCAAAAUAAUCUCCAAAAACAUAAAAGAACUCAUACUGCAGAGAAACCCUAUGAAUGUAGUCAUUGCAAUAAAUCCUUUGUAUGUCAAAAGAAUCUCCAAAUACAUAAAGGAAAACAUACUGGAGAGAAACCUUAUGAAUGUAACCAAUGUGGUAAAGCCUUUGCAUAUGAUAGUCUUCUCCAAAUACAUAGAAGAACACAUACUGGAGAGAAACCCUACAAAUGCAAUGAAUAUAAUAAAGGCUUUUCAGAACACAGUAAACUCCAAAUACAUAAAAGAAGACAUACUGGAGAGAAACCAUACAAAUGUAAUCAAUGUGAUAAAUCCUUUUCACAGAAUGGUCAUCUUCAAAAUCAUAAAAGAACCCAUACUGUAGAGAAACCCUAUGAAUGUAAUCAGUGUGGUAAAGCCUUUGCCUAUCACAAUGGUCUUCAAAGACAUAAAAGAGGACACACUGGAGAGAAACCUUAUGAAUGUAAUCAAUGUGGUAAAGCCUUUGGACAUCAAAGUCGUCUCCGAAUACAUAGAAGAACACAUACUGGAGAGAAACCCUACAAAUGUAAUCAAUGUAAUAAAGGCUUUUCAGAACACAGUAAACUUCAAAUACAUAAAAGAACACACACUGGAGAGAAACCCUACAAAUGUAAUCAAUGUGAUAAAGCCUUUUCCCAACAUAUUCAUCUUCAAAAUCAUAAAAGAACCCAUACUGGAGAGAAACCCUUUAAAUGUAAUCAGUGUGAUAAAGCCUUUGCCUAUCACAAUGGUCUUCAAAGACAUAAAAGAAGACACACUGGAGAGAAACCUUAUGAAUGUAAUCAAUGUGGUAAAGCCUUUGUAUGUCAAAGUGGUCUCCAUGUACAUAAAAAAACACAUACCGGAGAGAAACCCUAUAAAUGUAGUCAAUGUGAUAAAGGAUUUUCAGAACUCAGUAAACUUCAAACACAUAAAAGAACACACACUGGAGAGAAACCUUAUGAAUGUCGUCAGUGUGGUAAAGCCUUUGGAUGUCACCGUAUUCUUCACGUACAUAUGAGAACUCAUACUGGAGAGAAACCUUAUGAAUGUAAUCAAUGUGGUAAAGCCUUUGCACAUCAGAAUAGUCUCCGAAUACAUAAAAGAACACAUACUGGAGAGAAACCCUACAAAUGUAAUCAAUGUGAUAAAGCCUUUGCUUGUCAACGUAGUCUCCAAAUACAUAAAAGUACACAUACUGGAGAGAAACCUUAUGAAUGUAGUCAAUGUGGUAAAGCCUUUGGACAGCGUAGUCAUCUUCGAAUGCAUAAAAGAACACACACUGGAGAGAAACCCUACAAAUGUAAUCAAUGUGAUAAAGCCUUUAUAUGUCCUAGUAAUCUUCGAUCUCAUAACAGAAUACAUACUGGAGAGAAACCCUAUGAAUGUAAUCAGUGUGGUAAAGCCUUUGCACAUCAGAAUAGUCUCCGAAUACAUAAAAGAACACAUACUGGAGAGAAACCCUAUGAAUGUAAUCAAUGUGGUAAAGCCUUUAGAUGUCAUAGUCAUCUUCGAAUUCAUAAAAGAACACAUACUGCAGAGAAACCCUAUGAAUGUAAUCCGUGUGGCAAAGCCUUAGCAUGUAUCACUAGUCUUCAAAAUCACAAGAAAAAUCAUACUGCAUAG